AUGCUGGGACCACAAUUAAUGUUCGCAGCGGCAAUUGCAGCCGUUGCUGCGUCUGCUGGCUACCUGCCUCCCACUGCUGAGAACCCGCAUUUCUCACUCAACCUUAAAAGGCAGAGCAACGGGACGAACUUCCACGGCCCGUACAGUACGCAGGGCAGAGACAUUGUCGACAGUCGCGGAGAAAAGAUAACAUGGGCGGGUGUCAAUUGGCCCAUGUCUGGAGAAACCAUGAUUCCAGAAGGCCUUGAGUGGGCGUCAGCGGACGAGAUUCUUGACGACAUUGCAAGUGUUGGCUGGAACUACAUCCGCAUGGGUUAUGCCAUUGAAAUGAUCGACCAAGUUUACGACAGGAAUGGAACAGAUGUUCCUCUCGAGGUUGCUCUCAUCAAUGCUCUAGGCUAUGUAAACGGCACGAAAGUCACCAACGAGAUCAUCGCAAAGAACCCCGGAUGGACAUCUCAGACGACUCGAUUCCAGAUCUGGUCCGACAUUGCUGACCUGGCCGCCACCAAGGGCAUCUUCAUCUCGCCCGACGUGCACGUCGGCAAAGCGCAAUGGUGCUGCUCCCACAUCGACGGCAACGCCUGGUUCGACGACAUCAACUUCAACGCCACACAUUGGCGCCGCGGCAUCUCCUACGUCGCCGACUGGGCGAAACAGCACCCCAAUAUCGUCAGCAUGUCGCUGCGCAACGAGCUGCGCGAGUCGUGGAACAAAACAGACCUGUACUACAACUGGGACACGCUGGUGGGCAACAUGACAGCCGGCGCUGACGCCAUCCACACCGCGAACCCAGACAUCCUCAUCAUCUGGUCCGGCAUGCAGUACGGGCAGGAUCUGAGCGCGCUGACAAGCGGGAAGAACAUCCUGGCCGCCCCCUGCUACAAAUGCACCGCGAUCCGCGACGCCGCGCGCCGCGACCCCGUCGUGUUCAACCUGCAAGACCACGCCUGGGCCGACAAACUCGUCUGGGAACUGCACCUGUACCGCAUGAGCGAGGACGUCGACACGGGUACUUGCGACAUCAUCAAAGCGGGGUUCUACCGCAACGGCAUGAAUGCCCUCGGCAUCGACGCGCCGCCGGCAUGCAACGUAACAAACGACUGUCCGCCUGCCGUCGCCCAGACGCCCGUCAUCAUCUCCGAGUUUGGCUCCGCACAGGACGAGACGCUGUUCAACGAUACGCUCCAGAAUUGUCUCAAGGAGUACACGGUUGAGAACGGCAUUAGCUGGAUGAUGUGGGGCGUUGCGGGUAGUUACAGGAUCAGAUCAGGAGUCCAAGGCUUCACGGAUACGUGGGGGAUGACUACCCCGGAUUGGACGGGCUGGCAGUAUGAGAGGGGCGUCGAGGAGUUCUGGAAGCCGUGGGUCGAGGCCAUGAAUGUUACGCAUGUCGUCAAGGGAUGCGAUUGGAUGCUCUGA
This is a messenger RNA of Ascochyta rabiei, 1422 nucleotides long. RefSeq lists its product as uncharacterized. The transcript has 5 exons. The record is from RefSeq and is a predicted model, not a curated record. NCBI's taxonomy places the organism in Eukaryota, Fungi, Ascomycota, Dothideomycetes, Pleosporales, Didymellaceae. The coding region runs from base 1 to 1422 and encodes 473 amino acids.